This is a messenger RNA of Vicia villosa (hairy vetch), 780 nucleotides long. RefSeq lists its product as uncharacterized. NCBI's taxonomy places the organism in Eukaryota, Viridiplantae, Streptophyta, Magnoliopsida, Fabales, Fabaceae. The record is from RefSeq and is a predicted model, not a curated record. The coding region runs from base 1 to 780 and encodes 259 amino acids. The transcript has a single exon.
AUGGGCUCUUGGAAUGACCGCGGCUGGUGCUGGCAGUUUCAUGUGGAUGCCGACUCAUUACUCGAGGAUCCGGUUGCGACAGAGGAAGCUUUUUCUCUAAUUGAGCUGUUAACAAAUAUCAGCCCCACUCUCAAUGCACAAGAUACGUUAAGUUGGUGGCCGAAUCAAGAUGGUCAAUUUAGUGUGAAAAGCUUCUACAAUCUAAUGCACGAUCGGGAUUCGGAAGAUGUUCUGGACACUCAAUCAAAGUUGGCUUUCAAGAGGAUAUGGAAGACCAGUAUUCCAUCUCGUUUAAAGGUUUUUGGGUGGAGGGUGGUGCUAAACAGAAUACCUACAAAAGAUCAAUUGGCGAAAAGGGGGGUAAUUAGAGAUGGACAACAGCAACUUUGCACUUUCUGUCAGGACAAGGUUGAAGACUUAGAACAGCUCAUGUUCAAUUGCUCUAUUAGUCAAAGAGUUUGGAGUAGCAUAUGUGGAUGGUUGGAUAUUAAGGGAAUGGGAGAUUCGGUUGGAGUGAAUCAUUUGAGAAACUUCACUCAAGCUUUGACGGGAAAGAUAAAAAAGAAGAAGUUGUACUUAAUAUGGUUAACUACGGUGUGGUCUCUUUGGAUGGCGAGAAAUAAUUUCUUAUUUAGAGAUGAACCAUGGGUGUUCGACGACUUAGUCAUGAAUAUCAAAGAGUUGGCUUGGUCUUGGCAUACCAUAGGCAAUAGAGGUUCUUGUUGCACUUCCUUGUAUAAUUGGCUCUAUUCUCCCUUAGAUUUUCUAAAGUCUGACUGA